This is a messenger RNA of Cinclus cinclus, 764 nucleotides long. RefSeq names its product BUD31 homolog (gene BUD31). The transcript has 5 exons. Gene Ontology annotation, cellular component: nucleus; spliceosomal complex. Bases 194 to 628 code for a protein of 144 amino acids. The record is from RefSeq and is a predicted model, not a curated record. NCBI's taxonomy places the organism in Eukaryota, Metazoa, Chordata, Aves, Passeriformes, Cinclidae. Gene Ontology annotation, biological process: mRNA splicing, via spliceosome.
UCUCGAGCUGGCAGCGCGGGUGGCGGGGAGCGUUUUGGUGAGGCAGCGAGCAGGGCAGCCCAAGGGGUGGGGCCACGGGCGGCGCGGUUGCGAGAGGCCCCUGGGUGACGGCGGCGACGCGACGGGAGCGGGAGUGAUUCUGAGGGAGUGCUGGCAGUUCCCUUGGCCUUUUGCCCCUCUCGUUCCCGAGGCAAUGCCCAAAGUGAAGAGGAGCAGGAAGCCUCCCCCGGAUGGCUGGGAGCUGAUUGAGCCCACACUGGAUGAGCUGGAUCAGAAGAUGAGAGAAGCGGAGACGGAGCCGCACGAAGGGAAGAGGAAAGUGGAGUCGCUCUGGCCCAUCUUCAGGAUCCACCACCAGAAAACACGUUACAUCUUUGAUCUCUUCUACAAGAGGAAAGCAAUCAGCAGAGAGCUCUAUGAGUACUGCAUUAAGGAGGGAUAUGCUGACAAAAACCUGAUUGCCAAGUGGAAGAAGCAGGGCUAUGAGAACCUCUGCUGCCUGCGCUGCAUCCAGACUCGGGACACCAACUUUGGGACCAACUGCAUCUGCAGGGUCCCCAAAAGCAAGCUGGAAGUGGGCAGAAUUAUUGAGUGCACUCACUGUGGAUGCAGAGGCUGCUCUGGGUGAAGCCUUUUGACAUCAAACUUGUUUUUUGAACUCUGAGGGAUGUCCUCCUCCUCCAUGGACUAUGAGUGCAAUUACAGCCACUUUUGUUGAUGGGAUGUUUCUGUAUAAUAAUUAAAGCAGCAGCAUGAUCACCUGG